Prorocentrum cordatum is the source of this 374-nucleotide messenger RNA. The record is from the annotation of a GenBank genome assembly. NCBI's taxonomy places the organism in Eukaryota, Dinophyceae, Prorocentrales, Prorocentraceae.
AGAGCGAUCCAGCUUUGCCUUUUUGGUACCCCCGUUUUCGACACAACGCAGACAGCCAGUUCACAGCCAUGGCGGGCAUGACCGUGCUCCUCACUGUGCUGGCGGUGCAGCAGGCGACUGCAGGGCGCCUGAGGAGCGUGGACCGCGCGGUGCAGAACGGCACCCACGCGCUCGCUGGUGGCUGGACGCCAGAGCCGUGCGGGGAGCUCCCUGAAGGCGUGCCGUGCCGGAACCUCUACGAGCACCCCGCCGGCUCCACCUACGUGGGCCCGUGCCCGGUGGAGUCCUACGCGCACAGCGACGGCUGCGCCGCCCAGUUCGAGGGGAAAUCCGACGCGGACAAGUGCCCCCAGCUCAGCUGCCCCAAGGCCCUC